This is a messenger RNA of Sycon ciliatum, 3370 nucleotides long. Its product is annotated as mucin-5AC-like. The coding region runs from base 444 to 2567 and encodes 707 amino acids. The transcript has a single exon. Lineage: Eukaryota; Metazoa; Porifera; Calcarea; Leucosolenida; Sycettidae. The record is from RefSeq and is a predicted model, not a curated record.
AUGUCGUUUCUUUGAUUGAUCGGAUCGCUCGCUGGCUGAAUACGGCGAGGUCGGUGGUGAGAAAGGCGUUGAGUCCUUGGACUCGAGCUUCAAUCGCUCAGGAAGUUUGUAGAUCGCACCUAGUGUUGGGGGACGGCGGCAGAGGGUUCCAUUUGUCAACACUCUGCACCGCGCUGGGCGCAGCCCCAAUCAGGUGAUGUUUAUCGCUGCGGCAUUGGAACAGAAGGCAUGUUUUCCGCUUUCCGUCGCCAAUGCCCGCUAGCAUGUAACACCAAAGUAAGUGCUGCGAGAAGCAGUUUGAAAAAAAACUUGCUUCUUCCUGCGUUCAUCUGAUCCGCGUGCUCCUGCGCUAGGGACAUCGUGAUAGUGUCGAGCUACCGUGCAUGUUGUGCCGUGCAUGCAGCACGCUGCAAAACAUCCUCCGCUCUUUGUAGAUAGCGACGAUGGCUGUGGAUAGCGUGGAGCAGAUGGAUGAGAUUUGCAUCAUUCUUCCAACUGGCCAGAAAAAGUUCGUCUCUGGUCUGGCGUACGACACUCGCUGCUCGGAUAUAGUCGCUGCUGUGCUGGAGUCUGUUGAGCUGCCAGAUAUGCCGCUUCUCUACCUUUGGGAGUGCUGGCAAAGCUCGUCGCGACUCGUAAAGGAUGACGAACCAGUGCUCCCCCUGCUCGCACAGUGGGGCGAGUUUGUCGGAGAUGUGCGCUUCGAGCUGCGCCCGUUAUCCUGCGUCGAGGCGCGCAGCGUGCGCUGGCGUCGAUCGGUGGAGCGGUCGAGACGGCGGCUGGCGCUCGGCGUGAAGCAUCGCAGGAAGCAACAGCAGAGCGUGCGCUACGCGUCGCGACACGUGUGGCGAUGUGUGCAGCGGUGCAGGUCUGCGUACUGCCCUGUACGCGAAAUGCGGGAAUCGCUGGCUGAAUCGUGGGGGCUAGAGGAGGAAAGACUGCAGGCGAAGAUCGACAGUCUCAUUAAUCAGGAAAGGGAACAGCUGAAGAGAAUACAUGAGAUGUUUGACGAAGAGUUUGCCCUGCAAGAAGAAAUAGUAGACGCAGAGGGUGUGAUUCAGCUGAUACCGUACAACGAAGAUGACGACGACUUGUUGGAACUAACGGCCAGUCCAAGGGACCUGGCCUUGGACACCGCAGACCCAGCCGUAGCAACGGCGGCGACUGACCUUCAGGACUCCGCUCAAGCGUUAAGAGACGAAAUUGCUGCGCUGCACGAGCAGAUCAAAGUGGAGACGGAGGCGCUCGCACACGGCCAACUCCAGCUGGCCUCCCUGGGCGACGAGAUAGUCGCCGUGGACGACGACUUGCGAGUGGCGUCCAAGGCGGCGCGGAGAAUGAAUGAUGUCAUGCUCGACGCGGUGAGGGAACGGACGGGUGAGCUGUCGCUGGAGAGUAAUGAAGGCGGUGAUAGCAGUGACGGUCUCCGAAUACCUACUCAACAUCUAACCGCGGUGAACGGCGAUACACCAGCCAAGGUGAACCCAGUCAACGAUGCUAUCGCCAAGGCAGUCCCGGUCAACGAUACGCUUGCAAAGAUGACCCCGGUCAACGAUAUGCUUGCAAAGAUGACCCCGGUCAACGAUACAAUAGCGAAAGCAAUGCCAGUGGAAACUGCAACGGCAACUGUGGUUGCAGUCGAGGGCACAGCGCCGAUUACAGCCGCAGUUCGAACAUCGCCAUCGUCCUCGCCACCACCAGCAUCACCGCCUACAGAACGACCUCCUCCGCCGAGACGCUCGUCAUCGCACGAGAAAUUCCGUCUCUUGCAGGAGCGACAGGGCAAGAAGGCAGCAGCACUGAUGACAUCAUCCAUUGUACCAUCAGUGACAUCAUCAAUGACAUCGUCAAGACCGGAUUCCAGCAGCAGCAGCAGCAGCAGCGGUACUUCGGUCUCUCUGAAUGAUUCUGGCAGAGGCAGUGGCUGCAACGAGGGGCAGGCGGGGACAAUGGCGGCAGUCGUUGGCGUAAGGCCGGCCGCCGGACACAGCACUUCUACUAGCAAUGACAAACAUCUCCAGGAGCAGGAAGAGCAAUCGUACACACACGUAGAUAGUCUAAUACUCCAUCAGGGCCGGCACCCAGCUCAGAAUGCCAACAAACGGAAGCAAUCGGCUAGCAGUAAUAGUAAGGAUAACGCGCCGCCGUCUGACGCAACCACCGCCGCUAGCAGUGCCCCACAUCCCGCUACCAACACCAGGCCAUCACCAGCGUCAGACACAGCCGCAGUCCGACCGCGGUUAUAUGCCGACGCCAGUGGCAGCAAGCAGGCAGCAGCGACGGCGAACGCCGUCACCAGCAGCAGUAGUGGAAGCACGCCUUCUGCCGAGACGAGCCGUAGAGCGAACAGACCUCCUCUAGUGAACCAACGCCCUGUCACUACAACUACCACUACUGCUGAUGUGACUUCUACCACUGCCAAGACGACAGAGCACAAAAAGACGCUGCCGAUACCGUCGCAGAAGAGCCGAGCAGCGUUUAGCGCACAGUACGCGCUCAGAGCGUCAGAAUACGGCGCUGACCUGGAGUACGACGAGGAUGACGGAGUGAACGGAAGUUUGGUCUAGUCUUGCUCGGCAUUACCGACUGUGUGGGGUUGAGUGUCCUGCUGUCUGGCUACACUGGUCAGAACCGUGUGUGUGUGUGUGUGUGUGUGUGUGUGCACGCACGCUUGAGUUUGUGUUCUGUUAUAUUUGAAUGUGUGGUUCACCGGGUCAGUCUCUCUCUCCCUCUUUCUCUCCCUCUCUCUGUCUCUCUCUCUCUCUCUCUCUCUCUCUCUCUCUCUCUCUCUCUCUCUCUCUCUCUCUCUCUCUCUCCUGCUCUACGUUGCCCUGGAUACAUAUAUAUCUCCGGAGAUAAUCCCUACUCUAUAGACCUUGUUGCCAAGGUUAUGCGACUAUGGCACAAUAUCAUUCGUUGUGGAGUUGACGCAACAUUCUGAAGUAUGAUCGCUACAAUAUGUCCACGGUUUUGUGCCGAAAUCAUACCAUUUCCUCGCCAAACCCUUGAUUUUGAGCCGCCGGCCCACACGCAGUAUUUCGUCACAGGCGUCCAACAAAUCAUUCCAGUGGUCAUCUAUUUAUUCGCCACCAGUCAUACUAUCUCACUACCAUGCACCCCUCUCGGGGGGCCCUUGCUUGCUUAUUAGUGCAUCCAUAAGCAGCAGUUCAGUGUUGAUGAUCCUUUUUAGCGGUAUUUUAGUAACGGGUUUUAUUCCCGGUUUUGUUGAGCGGAUGCAGUAUCUGAAUGUUGAUUGUCUAUGGCAGCUAUUCUGCUGAAUUCAUCUCACAAGAGCAUCACCUUCACAGGGAAGCUAAGUUAUUGUAUUCAGUCAAGUACCUCAAGUGUUUCGAUACGACUACAGACUUCA